GUGGAGAGAUGUGCACAUUUAAACAGAAGACAGUCCGUGUUAAAGCCUCCAGUGUGUGUAUGUUACUCACAUAACAGCUGCAUUUACAGACAAGAUCUUCAACACCAUCUAUUGACUCCAAACACACUGAACAGUUAUGAUGCUUAUUUCUGCGCGGAUCCUGUGUUCGAUUCUUUUCAUUUCGGUUCUUCUCUCGAGUCCAACCGAAUCCAAACGGAACCGCGGCGCGAUUCCCCAUCCGGACAAGAACAACCCGAACGAGUCGGACCAGCACCCUCAUCAGAGCGGUUCGGGAUCUCGAGGCAGAGGCAGAGGCUCGUCCGGUUCCGCGGAAGAGGUUUUGGAGUCCAGCCAAGAGGCGUUACACGUCACCGAGCGCCGGUACCUGAAACGGGACUGGUGUAAAACUCAACCGCUCAAACAGACCAUCCAUGAGGAGGGCUGCAUCAGCCGAACCAUCAUCAACCGCUUCUGUUACGGCCAGUGUAACUCGUUUUACAUCCCCAGACACGUCCGGAGGGAGGAGGGCGCGUUUCAGUCCUGUUCGUUCUGUAAACCCAAACGAUUCACCACUAUGACUUUCACCCUAAACUGCCCCGACCAGCAACCACCGACCCGAAAGAAACGCGUCCAGCGGGUCAAACAGUGCCGCUGCAUCUCCAUUGAGCUGGACUGAUUUCAGUCUGGACGGAUCCACGCAAACAGUGAAAGCAUCAUUUCAGUAAGAACUCAUCAGACGCAUUUUAGUCGCUGAAACUAGUUAAAGAGGUUCAAAAAGUCGUGCGUAAAAAGAUGCCCAAAAUCUGUCACCAUUACCGCGCGCACACAACACCAGUCCAGCACUCAUUAUUUAUUACUACUGUUUUCUACAUCAGUUUACAAUACAUGUAAAGUCAUCAAAAGGACACAAAUAGUGGCAAAAAUGUUCAAUUAAAACAUUUGGACACGUGUGGACUGAUGUUUAUUAAAAUGUUAGUUUUGCAAAGAAAUGCAUACACUAAUAUUUGAUUACAAAAUUAAUUUCAAGCUUUUAAGCCUUUGGAUUAAAUUAGAAACAAAGUAUCCAAACUUAGAUUGCUAUUGUGUAUGUUAGUAUCCUAAAACCCUUUUAAAGUCUUGUAGAAUUUGUACACAGCUAAUUUUAUGGGCUCGUAUUAAUUGAGAGACUUCAUGGAAUAUGUGUACUGUUAAAUAUAAUGUGUCACACUGCACGAUGGGGGUCCAAAAGUCUGAGACCACCGGUAAAAAUGCUCCUCUUGACUUGUCUUAUUUUAUCAGUGGACUAUUUAGAGUAAAACCUUGAAUAAUACACAGGCAUUUGCUUUUGAGAAUGUUUUGAAGAGCAUCUCGUGUGCUUCAGUGGUAGCGUCACAAAUUUGUCACAAAUUUGCUUAUUUGAUAAGCAACCUAGAAAUAGUUCCGAAUCUUGAAUAUUUAUUGAUUUGAAGUCAAUGUUUCUGUGAUAUCAGACUUUUGGACUCUACCAUGUGUGGCAAAUUAAUCUUGAAAACCCCUCCAGUUCAUCAAAAUGUUUAAAUGCCCUAUAGACGUUAUAAGUGUAAUAUAUGUUGUAAUGGUGACAGAUGUGGUUCACAGAAGUGCAGAAGAGCGUUAUCUGUGACACUGAAUGUUUUUAUGAAUCUCCAAAAAUAUAAAGAAGAAAGUUUGAAGACUAAGUUUCCACUAUGUGGAAUUGGACUCUUAACUAAUGUAUUUAAUAUGACAGAAUGCAACUGUUUUCAGAACUGAUUUCAUAUGUUUAUGCUGGAUUGCUGUGAAGUUUGUAGCAGAUAAACAUCACUACAUAAUUAGAUACAACAUUUAAAGGUUUCAUAGGCCUACGCCUCUACAGACUGAAUUAUUACGCAUUUUGUUAAAGUCGUGUACAGAUGUGUAUUAUGUUGUAGAUACUGCAGGUUUAUUAUGUUUAUCUGGCUCAUGAGUGUAUGAAGAUGUUGAAGGACUGUGGCUGCAUGUGUUGUGAAUGCAGUCCUGUGGAAAAACCAUAUUAAUAAAAAAAGACGUUUUGGCCCUCUGGUCACUCUGAAAAACACAUGGAGAUAUCAGUGAUCCUCUGAUUUAAUGGUUCAUAGAUUAGGACAGAAAUCAAUUUCACGCUGUGUGUUUUAUUCAUCAUUGAAACCGAAGAGCCAGUUUAUUCCCAGAAGCUCUGAACAUUCUUUAGAUGGUACGAGUCUUUAUUUUUAGGAGCUGGAGGUUCUUUUAAAACAGAAACUUCAUGAAGAAAAUCUAAACUGCAUGUUUUUUUCCCCCACAAAGAUCCAAAACUAAUUUCAUUUCAAUCUCCUGGUUUUACCUGUUGGAUUAUUUGGCAUUUACUGGGACACAAAAGUUUCAUCCAAUCUUGACAUGAAGAAGAAGAACUUUCAAUUUACUCAGAGAAACUAUAAGCUGUAUAAUUGAACGUACCAAACAAACAACAACAACAAAUAAACCAAUGUAGCCAAUAACAUUGAGUACACUGGUUACAUGUGGUUAUGAAAGCAGCAUUUCUCUUGGGAGUUUUUAGGGAAUGUCAGACUUCUCAUAUCUUUCAAACAGCACAUUUUAUCAUUUCAGAUUUCAUUUUUUAAGAAUAAAUAUGUUAGAAUAUAAUAAAAAUAACAAUGUGCAAAAAAAUCAGAAGACACUUCUUCAUUUGAGAAUUCUUUGAUGUCAAUUCUUUUCUUUUGGAGAUAUCUAUAAAACAGUUUAUUGCACCUAAUAAUGUAAAAGUAUCUAAAUAAACUUUAAAGAAGAACAAAAUCAUUGGCCCCCAAAUCAGCAAAUUCACACAAAACUUUUUGGAGUUUGGAUUUAAAACACAAAUGUACUGUGUUGAGAAGCACCUGUGAUACUGACACUCGUGAUACAUUUAAGCUUGUCAUGAAAUAAUUCAAUAUAAAUGUAAAUAAAAACCUUGGUUGUCUUGAUAAACAGGGCUUUUAGUAUGUCAUUCACUCAUUUGCACUUAUAAAAAAAUGUCAAAAUAUAAAUAUACUCUGUGUAGGGGUGAAUAUUAGCACAUUCCUCAUCAUAACAUACAUCAUGACUUCAGUAGUCUUCUAAGCUGAUAUGAUUUCCACACUUCUUCAAACACAAGAUAUUGCAUAGACGUCAUAACUGAGGUGCAUUCAAAGUGCAAUUAUUUUGGCAUAAGGAAAAUGUGGAAAAACAUCUAGGUCAAAAACGGCUAAAAACAACAAAGGGUUUGAAAUCUCGACAAGCGAGCGAUGUGAUUCAAGUAGAAAUACAGAUGAGAUCAUGUUAGCACUUAAAGGAAUAUUCCGGGUUCAAUACAAGUUGAGCUCAAUCGACAGCGUUUGUGUCAUAAUGUUGAUCACCACAAAAAUUAGUUUGGACUCGUUCCUCCUUUUCUUUAUAAAAGCACAAAUGUGUGUUCCAGUGAGACACUUACAAUAGAAGUCAAUGGGGUCAAUUUUUAGAGGGUUUAAAGUCAGAAAUGUGAAGAUUAUAAUGUUAUAAAAACACUUACAUUAAUUCUUCUGUUAAAUCUCGUGUAUUAUUGGAGCUGUAAAGUUGUUUAAAUCAGCGUUUUUGCAUCAUGGUAAUAAAGUUAUAAAAUUGUCUAUAACGUCACACAGAUGUGGUUAGUAAGUGAUAUUAUCACAGUAAAAUCAUGUUAACACACAUAUUGUUUAUGUCUUGUGUCUAUACUUUUGAAACAGUGAGUAUUUUAAUGUUUACAGAUUGACCCCAUUGACUUCCAUUGUAAGUGUCUCACUGGAACACACAUUUGUGCUUUUUUAAACCUCCUGAGACCCGAGCGUGACUGCUGUGAGCUUUUUCCAUUUCAUAAACAAACAAACAAACAAACAAACAAAAUUUGCAGAGCAAAUAGUUUUCCUAAAAAUCAACGUCCUCAUAUGUGAACAACGGGACUAAGUUGCGAAAUUUUAAAUAAUACUAAACUAUAGAAAGUUAGAUUUUUUUCAUUUUGGGAUUUUCUCUCUUUUCUCCCCAAUUUGGAAUGCCCAAUUCCCAAUGCGCUCUAAGUCCUCGUGGUGGCGUAGUGACUCGCUUCAAUCCGGGUGGCGGAGGACGAAUCUCAGUUGCCUCCACGUCUGAGACCGUCAAUCUGUGCAUCUUAUCACGUGACUUGUUGAGCGCAUUACCGUGGAGACCUAGCGCAUGUGGAGGCUUCACACUAUUCUCCGCAGCAUCCACGCACAACUCACCACACGCCCCACCGAGAGCGAGAACCACAUUAUAGCGACCACGAGGAGGUUACCCCAUGUGACUCUACCCUCCCUAGCAACCGGGGCAAUUUGGUUGCUUAGGAGACCUGGCUGGAGUCACUCAGCACGCCCUGGAUUCAAACUCGAGACUCCAGGUGUGAUAGUCAGCGUCUUUACUCGCUGAGAUACCCAGGCCCCAGAUUUUUUUUUUUUUCAUCAAAUAGUUUCUUAUGUUUCCAGGAGUGUUGAUUAUUCAUGUUUUUGAGACGUCAGAAAUUAUCAAGAUUAAUUCUGAUUCAAAGUAAUGUCCAGCAUCAUCCAAUCACUGUCAACCAUGUUAAAAUAAAAUGAUACAUUAUAAAUUCUGAAUCUAUGUACUGAUUAUCAUUGUCACAUGUCUGUCAAACAUGUUGAGUGAUCCAAACAUCAUCUGCAGCCUGAAACUGAACUUUUGAUCAGAUUUUAGGAGUGAAUGCACUUAACUGCAUAGAGAGCUAUAGGAUGCUCCCUUGCUCCCUAUUUAGUGAAUGACUUAACCUCCAGUGUGCUGUCUGUCUGCACUGGUCUCAGAACAGUUUGAAAUGCACCUUAUUUUCAUCCUAACUCCAUAUAAAGCCUCUGAAAGACACAUUUUUCAGUGUUUGGAUGAAUCCAUUAAUUCUCAUUGUGAUAAUACACAGACAGUGAAUAAAGGAGCAUACAGUCCACGAAUGUGGUCAUUGUGUUUCUCAGCGUGCUGUUUCACGCUAAAUCACUCAAAUUUUAAAAAUGGCAUAUCUGAUGAAACUAGAGACUCUAAUCUUUUGAUUCAAACAGGUUUCAAUGUAAAAACUUAAUGAGAUUUCUUACCAGAUGUAGUUUUAUUGGCAUUUCCCCCAAAGACAAACUCCGCUGUGAUCGGCACCAUGUUGUUUUGUCACAUGACUCUGUGUGUCGAAAGUUUAACCCUUUACUCCUGAACUGAGAUCAGUCAGUUUAAAUUCAAUUAAAUUAUGCGUUGUGUAUAGCGACACCAAAACGUAAUGUCCACGCAUGUGGACGCGGGGUCUCAGGAGGUUAAAGAAAAGAAGGGACGGAGCCGACAAAUGCAAAAGCUUGUAUUGAACCUGGUUAAACAAUACAGAAACUGCUCACUAGAUGACGUUUAGGUUUGUCAUUAUAGACGAUGACAUAAAUGAGGCACUGUGUUUUAUACUGUAUAUUGAUAUCUGGACAGUAGAUGUCAGUAGAUGUCGGUUUGGUUCAAGACUAAUAUAGAUGACACAUUUCAACAGUCAUGCUUUGUGACACUAAGUGACAAGUUUCGUUAGCAGUAAAUUACUUCGCCCAAGAAGUGACCUACAUUUAAGACUUUUAAGAAUUCUCUCUACUUCGUCCUUACUCAGACAAGUUCGCUGAAACCCCAGAGGUCAGGUGAGCCUUCAUUUCACGCAGUAUACUGCUCUCGCUUCAGUAUAUUGCACUCUUUUAAGUGCAGUUUACCUGGUUUUGUAGCUAAAAGGUUCCACCUUUUGAAGUUAAACCCAACACAAGUGCAUAAAGCACCAACAUCACUGCUGAUCUGAGAUGGAGAAGAUCAUCCAACCGGUGUAAGAGCAUCCUCAUCACACGUCUACAGUAGAUCAUUAUUAUCCUGUAUGGUGAAACACACACACGAGUUCUCUGAACCCUCGUCGCGGCCGUUCACAGGACAUAAUGAGUGACACAGUCGAUUGAGUUUCAGUGUUUGACGAACGCUCAUCUGUCCACUCAUGAAACAAUUUGAUGUUCGUCCACUCCGUCUCCUUUCUCCAGUCU
Messenger RNA from Myxocyprinus asiaticus (Chinese sucker), 5996 nucleotides. Its product is annotated as gremlin-1-like. Lineage: Eukaryota; Metazoa; Chordata; Actinopteri; Cypriniformes; Catostomidae. The transcript has 2 exons. Gene Ontology annotation, biological process: animal organ morphogenesis. Gene Ontology annotation, molecular function: BMP binding; receptor ligand activity. The record is from RefSeq and is a predicted model, not a curated record. Bases 137 to 676 code for a protein of 179 amino acids.